AUGGUCACUAGAUCCAAAAACAACAUUUUCAAGCCCAAACGUGCGCUCACUACAUUUAAUCACCCUCUCCCGGAGAAUCUGGAGCCAUCCAACAUUCGAGAAGCCAUGUGUCAUGAGCAUUGGAGAAGAGCUGUCUCGGAUGAAUUUGAUGCGCUUCUUCGCAAUGGAACCUGGUCUCUUGUCCCUCCUCCCAAAGGAAAAAACAUAUUGGGUUGCAAGGGGCUUUUCCGCAUCAAGAGGAAUACUGAUAGCACUAUUGCCCGCUACAAAGCUCGUCUUGUUGCCAAGGGAUUCACUCAAUGCGCUGGUCCGGAUUAUAAGGAGACAUUUGCACCAGUAGUCCGGCCUCAAACCAUAAAAAUUGUUCUAACUCUUUCUCUUACUCACAGGUGGCCAAUGCGUCAAUUGGAUGUCAACAAUGCCUUCCUCCAGGGUGCUCUUCAAGAACAGGUGUUUAUGGCUUCAAGGAUUCAUAACAUCCUGAUCAUGUUUGUCUUCUUCACAAAGCCAUUUAUGGCUUACGACAAGCACAUCGUGCAUGACAUGAUGCUCUUAAGGAAUUCAUCGUGUCACAAGGCUUUCAAAUGA
Lotus japonicus is the source of this 588-nucleotide messenger RNA. RefSeq lists its product as uncharacterized. NCBI's taxonomy places the organism in Eukaryota, Viridiplantae, Streptophyta, Magnoliopsida, Fabales, Fabaceae. The record is from RefSeq and is a predicted model, not a curated record. The transcript has a single exon. The coding region runs from base 1 to 588 and encodes 195 amino acids.